Molecule: messenger RNA, 3326 nt
Organism: Siniperca chuatsi (mandarin fish)
Lineage: Eukaryota; Metazoa; Chordata; Actinopteri; Centrarchiformes; Sinipercidae
Product: periostin-like
Exons: 23
Coding region: 165-2768 (867 amino acids)
Biological process (GO): cell adhesion; extracellular matrix organization
Cellular component (GO): extracellular matrix
Molecular function (GO): cell adhesion molecule binding
Source: RefSeq, a predicted model, not a curated record
GGUGUGUGUUAGAGAGAGAGGGACUUGUUGGUAUAAAAGCUCCCUCUCUCACUCGCACUCCCAUAUCUCCUGUGUAAUUUUUGGAGGGUGCGCGUGUGUGUUUAAAAGACAAGAGGACUGUGUGUUUGUGCCCUUGCAGUAUAGAGGACUGAUAACUCCCCAGGAUGCAUCAGCUGCUACUGGUGACCUUAGUGCUGGUGGCACUCUGUUCUCUGGGGAGCGUGGAUUCUUCAGCUUAUGACAAGAUAGUCACCCACAGUCGCAUACGGGCCAGGAAGGAAGGACCCAAUGUGUGCGCUCUACAGCAGGUCCUGGGGACUAAAAAGAAGUACUUCAGCACAUGUAGGAACUGGUACAAAGGCUCUAUCUGUGGCAAGAAGGCUAUCGUCCUUUAUGAGUGCUGUCCUGGGUACAUGAAGCUGGAGGGCAUGAGAGGAUGCCCUGCAGUGGCUCCUAUUGACCAUGUGUAUGGUACGCUGGGGCUCGUAAAGGCUACGACCACACAGCAAUACUCUGACAUGUCAAAGCUGAGAGAGGAAAUUGAAGGCAAAGGGUCCUUCACCAUGUUUGCACCAAACAAUGAAGCCUGGGAUCAGCUGGACACUACUAUACGGUCUGCACUGGAAAGCAACGUGAACAUCGAGCUGUACAACGCUCUUCACUUCCACAUGGUGAACCGUCGUCUUCUGACCAAAGACUUGAAGAACGACAUGACUCUCACUUCCAUGUAUGGUGACCUGGGGCUCUACAUCAACCACUACUCAAAUGGGGUUGUGACAGUGAACUGUGCCAGGAUCAUCCAUGGUAACCAGGUGGCCACAAAUGGUGUGGUGCAUGUCAUUGAUCGGGUCAUCACCUCUGUGGGCAACACCAUCAAGGACAUCCUGGAUGUCCAAGAAGAGCUCUCCUCCUUCAAUGCUGCGGCAUUGGCUUCUGGUAUGAUGGACAAGCUGGACCAGCCUGGUCAUUAUACUCUCUUUGCUCCCACUAAUGAAGCCUUUGACAGAUUGAGCCCAGGCUACCUGGAGCGCAUCAUGGGAGACAAGGCUGUUAUUGCAGCCCUGGUGAACUACCACAUGUUGAACAGUGUCCAGUGUUCAGAAGCAAUCAUGGCAGGAUCAGUAUAUGAGACCGCAGAGGGCAGCACCAUAGAGAUUGGCUGUGAUGGUGACAGUCUGACAGUCAAUGGCAUCAAGAUGGUGCUGAAGAAGGACAUUGUCACCACCAAUGGAGUCAUCCACCUCAUCGACCGGGUGCUCAUCCCUGACUCAGCCAAGGAAGGGAUGGAGCUGAUGGGAGACUCCCAGAGCACUUUCAGCGACAUGGUGUCCGAAUUGGAUUUAGCCGCUGCCAUGGGUCCGAAGACAGAGUACACACUCCUUGCUCCUCUCAACACUGCCUUCACUAACGAGGUGAUGUCAAAAGACCAGAGCCUGCUGAGACUCAUUUUGGAAAACCACAUCUUGAAGCUGAAAGUUACACUGAAUGAGCUCUACAGUGGACAGCUGCUGGAAACACUGGCUGGCAAACUGCUCAGAGUCUUCAUUUACCGCACUGCUGUGUGCAUAGAAAAUGCAUGCAUGGUCCGUGGCAGUAAAGAGGGAAGCCAUAGUGCCCUCCAUGUUAUGAAGUCCCUCAUCAAACCUGCAGAGAAAACAAUUUAUGAGCUUCUGAUUGCUGACGGACGGUUCAAGAUUUUCCUGUCGCUGAUGGAGACAGCACAUCUGACUGAUCUGCUGAAGCAGGAAGGCUCCUACACCAUCUUCGCACCAACUGACGAUGCCUUUGAUGGCCUCAGUAAAGAGGACAUUGCUCUGCUCAAAAGUGAUCUGAAUGCUUUGAGGAUCAUUCUGCUGUACCACUUCAGUAAUGGCAUCUUCAUCAAUGGAGGAUUAGAGGGAGGAGUUACCAAUCUGCUCAAAACCCUUCAGGGCAACAACCUGCAAGUUAUGUCUGUAAACAACUCUAUUCAUGUCAACUCUGUGGAUGUGCCAGACAGUGACCUGAUGGCAACAAAUGGUGUGAUCCAUGUGGUGAAGAAUGUUCUCUAUCCUGGGGACCUUCCUGUGGGCCGCCAGGACCUCCUGGUCCUCCUGAAGAAGCUGAUUAAGUACAUCCAGAUAAAGUUUGUUUCUGGAUUUUCUUAUGCUGAGAUCCCACUCACCUUCCUCAAGAGGACCAUCACAACUACACAUUAUAUUGAAACAGCACCUGAUGUAACAAAGGUGACCAGGGUCAUUGAGGGUACACCCACUCUAACCAAGGUUACCAGGGUCAUCGAGGGGGAGCCGACCAUCACCAAGGUAACAAGAGUCAUCGAGACAGAACCAAUAGUCACUAAGGUGGUCGUCGAAGGGGAGCCGGUGAUUACCAAGGUAACCAGGGUCAUCGAGGGGGAGCCUUCAGUCACAAAAGUAACCAGGGUCAUCGAGGGGGAGCCUUCAGUCACAAAAGUAACCAGAGUCAUCGAGGGGGAGCCUACCAUUACCAAGUUGACAAGAGUUAUCCAAGGUGGAAAUCCUGAUGCAGAUGGAAAGACAAUCACAGGUGGAGCCAGAUACACCACGGUGAACGAGCCUUAUAUCAUUGAGGGCCCAGACUUCUCUAAGAUCACCACCAUCCAUGGCAACCCAAAUCUGAUUGAUGAGGAAUCAGAGAGAAUCACCAAAAUCAUUCAAGGAGGUAGAUUCGCUGCAGCCAGGAAAGCUCCAGCUGGAAUGAGGAGGAGAGCAAGGCCGGUCAGGCGUCACCACAAGCCAAGGGAGUGAAUCCAACAGAGACAAAACACCUUGGGGCUCACCACAGAGAAUGAAUGCAUCUCCAGAACUCCUGGUCGAGCGCUGGAGGAUUGAAGAACGGUGGACCAAUAGGGAGAGAUUAAAUCAAUCUAGCUAUUUCUUUGUCCAAACCACCAAUUGGAAUAAUUGUUACUAUUCCAUCUGGACCAUACUGUAUGUGAUAGGCAUGAUGUGUAAUAGCUAUGCAAUGAAAUUAGAAUACCCUUCAUGUAAGUAAUGUACUGUAAGUGUGAAAUGGGAAUAUGAACUUUUGCUGUGGGGUAGAUGGUGUGUAAGGUGAGAUAUAUUCUACCACUGAGAGAUUUUUUAAAAGGUUAGCUUUUUUUAUCAUGUCACUUUGUAAACAGAUGGCUUGGGAAGAUUUUUGUACGCUUUUCAUGGUGCUCACAUUCUGUACAGUGGAUGCAUUUUAGUGAAUAUGACAAGUCAAACAGUGUCACAGUGUCAAACAGUGUUUGCUAUCAUUAGAUGCUGUACUGUACCUCUGUAAAUUAUCACACGGUAAUUAAAAAAUACAAUGAAUUUUUA